ACGGUGAAUGUGAUUUAAAUAGAGGACAAUAGAAUAGAAUUUCUUCAGUCAUCGUUUAUUUUGUUGUCCUUGUACGCUCGAAGAAUCAUUUCUUUAUUUUUCUUUACUAUUAACAAAGAGAGGUUAAAAUCGUAUUGUUUUUCUAUUCUUGUACUGUUUGUUUUUGCGCAGCAUUUAUUGCUUCGAGAUUCCUCCCGUUUCAAGUCCUUCCUUCGUUCAUAGAUACAGAUCGACUCACCUUUUCAAGUUAUUUACAUACGUCGAUACGUCCAUAGAUACAUACAUACAUACAGCCAGCCGUCUUUAGCAAGCAAAGCAUAUAAGCAUAUAAGCAUACAAUAUUUCAGCAGGUCUGAUCAUCAACAUUACACACCAAACACAUACACAAGUAACAGGAACUUAAUCUCAACAAACUUCAAGAUGCAGUUUACCAGCAACGUCGCUCUCGCAGCAUUCCUUUGCGCUUCUACUAUCAACGCACACUUGUCGCUCACUUACCCACCUCCCUUCCGUUCUGCCCUCAAUCCUAAUGCCGUCCAGUCCCAGAUCGACUACAGCAUUACGGCUCCGCUCGCAUCCUCAGGUUCAAACUUCCCUUGCAAGUAUAAUGACAUGGGUACACCUGGAGGAAAAUCCGUCGCCACUUGGGCUGCAGGUGCGACUGCAAACUGGACAGUCGGAACCGGUGCCCUGCACGGUGGAGGAUCUUGUCAAGUCGCACUCUCCUACGACUCUGGCAAGACAUUCCGAGUCAUACAUUCCUAUAUUGGAAGUUGUCCUGCCGCGGUAGGUGCAAGUGCGGACUUUACUGUUCCUGCCGAUGCUCCUGCCGGAGAAGCCAUGUUUGCAUGGACUUGGCAAAAUCAAAUCGGCAAUCGUGAGUUUUACAUGUCUUGUGCUUCAGUCACCAUCGAAGCUUCUGGAUCAAAGGCUCGCGCAGCUCCAGCCGUCGCCUUUUCUUCCCGUCCUGAUCUUUUCCUUGUGAAUCUUGGAAAUGGAUGCACAUCUGUGGAAAGCAAGGCCGUCAACUACCCAAAUCCAGGUCCAGAUGCAGAUGUCACACGUAAAUCCUCAGAAUCAGGUACCUUUACCGGAACUUGUGGUCCUGUCAAUGGUGUGGUCUCAUCUGGUUCUGAAGCAGGCUCAUCAUCGGCCCCUGCAGGAAGUUCGAGCGGCGAAAGCUCCGGUUCCCCAGUAGCUAGCGCACCAUCUGCCCCGGCAGUUAGUGCAUCGUCUGCUCCAGCACCUGUGGCUUCCUCAAGCACAACUCCGAUCUCAAUCGAAAUCAUUCCAACCACUCCAGCUUCUUCCACACUCAGCUCAGCAACCAUUGCCUCAACAUCUGCAGCUGUUUCCCCAACAGUUGGCGCCACCGCUCCCUCAUCCUCAGGAUCAUCUGGAGCCGUUCAGCCAUCAACCGACGGUCUCUGCUCUGGAGGCAAAACAUGUACCGGCUCAGGCUUUGGUCCAUGUUGCUCCCGAGACGGAUUCUGUGGAAUCGGCGAUGCUUGGUGUGGUGCUGGAUGUCAACCCGGCUUCGGAACUUGUGGCACUACCAUCAACUCAACUGCCGCCUCCAAUGCCAUCAGAAAAAUCAGAGGUAGAAGCGUCAGAGUUUAAGCGGUAAACUGAUUGAGUGGAUGGGUGGUUUGACUUAGGAUUCAAAUUAGAAUUAGAAGGAGCAAUCUUUGUAAGAUAGAAGUCUAUUUCAUCAUCUCUGCAAUGCAGAAAAUUUAUUAUUUUUGAAAAAAAGAAGAAAAAGUUUUAAAAUGAAGUAAUGUGAUAUAUAUUGGUGAUGUUAGUGAUAUUAGUGACGUGAUAGCUAGGGAGAGUAUAGCAAAUGACCCGUGAUGUCGCAGCUUGAAUGCAUAUGAUGGAAACUGGCAAUAAAACUAGAGAAUGUGGCAUUACUAAUGCCGAUAUAUAAUUCUGCUCGACUA
Molecule: messenger RNA, 1940 nt
Organism: Sclerotinia trifoliorum
Lineage: Eukaryota; Fungi; Ascomycota; Leotiomycetes; Helotiales; Sclerotiniaceae
Source: the annotation of a GenBank genome assembly